Acanthopagrus latus (yellowfin seabream) is the source of this 2150-nucleotide messenger RNA. RefSeq lists its product as uncharacterized. The coding region runs from base 317 to 1414 and encodes 365 amino acids. Gene Ontology annotation, molecular function: MHC class II protein binding; protein tyrosine kinase binding. The transcript is spliced from 8 exons. Gene Ontology annotation, cellular component: membrane raft; external side of plasma membrane. The record is from RefSeq and is a predicted model, not a curated record. Gene Ontology annotation, biological process: positive regulation of ERK1 and ERK2 cascade; T cell activation; interleukin-15-mediated signaling pathway. NCBI's taxonomy places the organism in Eukaryota, Metazoa, Chordata, Actinopteri, Spariformes, Sparidae.
ACAGAAAUAGGGGACAACACUCAGCAUGACUGAGUCACAGAAAGAGGAAAUAGUUGAAACCACGGUGGUCCAGUUUCCUCUUAUUCCAGGUAGGUGCAGGUCAGUGUGAGCCACACAGCAGCUCAUGUCAGCCAUCAGUGACGGAGGACGUCAAAAGCUGAUGCGGUCGGCAACAGCUGCAGAGAAAAAAAUAGAUGAAAGCCACAAAAAAGAAGUGGCACUUUAUUGAUUAGAGGAAGUAGAUUCAACAGCUCUCUGUGAGGAGCUCACAGUUAGAGACUCACAAGUACAGGAGCAGAGAGAGAAGAGAGGCACGAUGGUUGAAUUCAGAUGGAUUAAAAUGUCUUUAUUUCUGAUGCUGGUGCUUCACUUUACAGCUGCCGCAACCAGACAGUCUGUCUCCUCCUUCACUGUCAGAGUUGAAGAUGACGUCACUUUGCCUUGUAACAAUGUGAUAGAUGGUCAGAAUAACUGUGACAGCACAACAUGGCUCUUCAUUGGUUCAAGAAGCAGAUCAGCAGUAGAGCUGGUCAUACAUGGACAGAUUCAUGGACAUGCAAAAGCUAAAUCAGACAGACUGAGUGUUACAGAGAAAUGUUCUCUGGUUAUAAAGAAUGUCACAGUCGAGGAUGUUGGACGUUAUGAUUGUCAGCAGUAUGAAUAUAGAGGAGCUCCAAAUAGUUCUCCAGACUCUGAGGUUUAUCUGUCUGUUGUCUCCAUGACUGAACAUCAGAACCAUGAUGAGGUGACAUUAAACUGCUCUGUGUGGACACAUGGACCAUGUAGACACACAGUGAAUUGGCUGUAUGAGGGUAAAGAGGUGGUGAAAGUUAAACAAGAAGUGAAGACAUCACAGUCUCUCUGUUCUGCCUCUGUGAGAGCUCCAUCUUAUCAUUACAUUUACAAGUCAGAGUUUAAAUCUGUGCAGUGUUCAGUGACUGAUGGUGACAAAGAGCAGCAGCUGUUUCCCUUCAGACUUCAGUCAUCAGGAAAGAAACCAGGUGAGGGGAUAGUGACAACAACAACAACAACAACAACAACAACAACAACAACAACAACAACAACAACAACAACAACAACAAAACCACUACCACCAACCAAUGAUGCUUCAACCAAACAAAUAGAUUGGCGGUGGCUGCUCAUCAUUCUGGCUGUGGUCCUAGUGGCACUUUCAAUCAUUGUUGUGAAAGUCAUCAGGAGGAAGAGAGCUGAGGAGAGCAAAUCACAGAUGGAGGACGAUGUUGCUGAUGCUGAAGAUGGUGUCCACUACGCCUCCGUCAGCUACAACAAGAACACUCACAGCAAAGCAAAGGUUCAGGGUAAUAGUGAUGAUGAAGAAGGUGGUGAUGUGACCUACACAAUCGUGAAAGCUUCCUCCACUGAUCCCAGCUGCCUCUAUGCUACUGUCAAAUAAUGAAACAAACCAGGCUCAUGUGAUGAGAUCUUUGUUCUCUGUUAAUGUCUUUAAUGAUCAUGUUUCUUCUCAUAGUGCGGGUGUAGUGGGUUAACAUGUGUCAGAGUAUAUAAUGUAUAUAUAGAUGGAUGCUUAAAAUGUACAUUUGCAUAAUAUGUGAUACAAUUUGCUUGAUGAACUGCCUGUUGUGCACUAUAGUUUUUCCAUUAUUGUUGCUACUUUGUUAUUUAAUAUGCAAUCAGUUGAAUGUGUAUGCUUUAAAUAUCCUUGGAUGAAAGUAUUCAAAGCAAACUGAAAGGAGUUGGGAUGAGACAUGAUUUAUAUUAGAAAAACAUAAAUGAUGAUAGUUGGAAAGUAGCCUGUAUGGCUAAAUCUGGCACAUUUAGACAUUUAGACAUGUUAAUUUGUACCCAUAGAUGAAUUUAGCCCUGGUGGAAGAAGUAUCAAAAAAAUGGUGUAAAAAUACUCAAGUAAACGUCUUAGAAGUAAAAAGUUUCAACAACAGCACUGACUGUUAAGAUAAAAUGGCCUCUGCCAGUGUGAUAUUACUAUAUAUUAUACCAGUUGAAUAUUUUGCUGAGGCAUUGAGCAGCAUUUUCAUGUUCUUGGUAAAUCAACCUAUAUUUCAUACUGUUGAGUGAUUUAAUUUAAUGAGUUACAAUGUAUUGUAUAUUAUUUACACAUUAUAGUUUUUCAAAAUUAAUCUGCAGAGUUUAACCCGCAAUUUACAUUUAUU